This is a messenger RNA of Clarias gariepinus (North African catfish), 2743 nucleotides long. RefSeq names its product folylpolyglutamate synthase (gene fpgs). The record is from RefSeq and is a predicted model, not a curated record. The transcript is spliced from 15 exons. Lineage: Eukaryota; Metazoa; Chordata; Actinopteri; Siluriformes; Clariidae. Bases 373 to 2109 code for a protein of 578 amino acids. Gene Ontology annotation, biological process: tetrahydrofolylpolyglutamate biosynthetic process. Gene Ontology annotation, molecular function: tetrahydrofolylpolyglutamate synthase activity; ATP binding. Gene Ontology annotation, cellular component: mitochondrion; cytosol; cytoplasm.
GUUGCUUUGGUUGUAUGCAUGUCCUGUGCAGACUGAUUUCAAACACGUCUGUUUUGCAUGGCGACAUUACUAGACAUUAACCAGAAAAUGCAUUUUGUGGGCUCUUGAGCUAAACGGUAGCUGCGUUAUUAUUUGCAGUAACCGCGCUGCACAUUAUAACAUAGCAGUUGAAUAUAAAAUCCACAAAAACAGCGCUGUGUGAAGUUACCUGUAUCGGCGUCAUUUAAAACAAAUGAAUUUAAAGGGUUUUGGUCCUAUUUAGCGCGUUUUAUUGUGGGAGGUGUGGUAUGACGGUAGUAACCUGCCCUGACAGGAGGAAGUGUCCCGCACCAAAUUUGGUCGUGUGUUCCUGUGCUCGCGCGUCUGCCGGUAAUGACGGCGCUGUUGGUGCGCGCGCGCUGGCGCUUUACCGCGCUCCGCGUGUUCCCGCAGAGCGCCAAGUGGCCAAGCAACACCGACCUGCUCCUGAGGCUGUCCAGCACCAAAGCCGCGCCGAUAUACCGGAGAAUGGACUAUCAGGAUGCCGUUUGCACGCUGAACACUCUGCAGACUAAUGCCAGUGCCCUGGAGCAGGUGCGCCGUGAGCGAGCUCUCCCUCAAACCCAGCUGCAGGCAAUGAGGAGCUUCCUACAGCGUUCAGGACUUGCGGUAGAAGACAUUGAUCAUCUCAAUAUCAUUCAUGUAACUGGAACAAAAGGAAAGGGUUCAACAUGUGCCUUUACAGAGAAGAUUCUGAGGAGCUACGGCUUCCGCACUGGAUUUUACAGUUCUCCACACCUAGUUCAGGUCAGAGAGAGGAUCAGGGUAAAUGGUUGUCCCAUUGGAAAAGACCUCUUCACCAAGUACUUCUGGCAAGUUUAUAGCAGACUGGAUGAAAGUAAGGAUGCGCAUGGUGGCAGUAUGCCAGCAUAUUUCCGCUUCCUGACCAUCCUUGCCUUCCAUGUGUUCCUGCAGGAGAAGGUGGACGUUGCAAUCAUUGAGGUUGGAAUAGGUGGUGCCUAUGACUGCACCAACAUAAUCAGGAGGCCGUGGGUUUGUGGCAUUUCUUCGCUGGGCAUAGACCACACCAGCAUUCUUGGGGACACAAUUGAAAAGAUUGCCUGGCAGAAGGGAGGAAUAUUUAAGCCUGGUGUUCCAGCAUUCAUUGUGAAACAGCCAAAGGGACCAAUGACCGUUCUUCAGGAAAGAGCAAAGGAGAUUGGGUGCUCGCUGUUUCUGUGCCCUGAGUUGUCCCAGUACCAGAGCUCUGAGGAGGUGAAAUUGGGGUUGGCAGGACUGCACCAGCGCUCCAACGCCUCACUCGCUUUACAGCUCACACAAUGCUGGCUCCAGAGGCGCUGCAGCACAGGUUUAGCUGUUACUCCUGCAUCUGGUUUUAGUGGUCUUCAUAUGGCUUCAGGUUUUGAGCCAAGUGCUCACAUGCUGAAAGGCCUUGCUGAAACUGAAUGGCUAGGGCGAAAUCAGACCCUGACACGUGGAUGUGUCACAUACUUCCUGGAUGGAGCUCACACUACACGCAGUAUGCAGGCGUGUGUGAACUGGUUUAGUGAGGUGGCUGCACAACAUGAGAAAAACACUAUGGGUUCAGUGGUGCGAGUGCUGCUGUUCAAUGCUACUGGAGAGCGGGAUUGUGGUGCUAUGCUCAAGCUGCUUGUGCAAUGUCAUUUCGAUUUUGCAGUUUUCUGUCCUAACAUCACUGAGGCCAUUGCUGACUGCAACGCAGACCAACAGAACUUCAACGUGUCUGUAGAGCACAUGCUCACACGCUGCCUGGACAAUCAGCAAAGCUGGCGUGUCCUCAAUGGUGUCGAAGAAGAGGGACCAGAGUCAGAGCUUCUAAUCGGGGGUGGUGUUCAUCUGCCUCUGAGAGUGGAGAAGCGUGGUGCCUCAUUGGUUUUCCCCUGCAUUUUGAGUGCGCUUCAGUGGAUUACACAGGGACACGAUCCACUUGUGGCUGAUUCCACCCAACACGUCAUGCCUGUCAAAGCUAGCAUCAGCGCUAAAGGAUUACCACUAAGAGAGGCUGCUAAUGUGCACGUGCUAAUCACUGGCAGCUUGCACUUGGUAGGAGGAGCCCUAAAACACCUAGUACCUGCCUUGUCAUCAUAAUACAAUGUUUUAUUUGUGUACAUGACAGGAAUACUGAAAAAAUGGUGCAGCUUUAUUUAAGAUUUAAACAUGUACUGAAUUUACCUGCUGAAUACUGAGCAGGAGACUAAAGCACUUAGCGUUUCACCUGUGCCUUCCUUAUGCUUACAGGGCCUAUUUAAAUACAGUUUAACUCAAGUCUUAUGACCGUACCGUAUCAUAUGUCUUAAAUUUAAGAAUGAUCUGAUGAAAGAAUGAUGAUUUUACUAUAGGCCAACAGUAAAACUGCAUACUUCAUGUGUGUCAGAUGUGCAGUGUAUGUGAAUAAUUAAUUAUUUUCAUAUACUGCUCUGUUUCCAUUUUUUUUUUAUGCACUACAAAUCUUGGUAUUCAGUAUUGAUAUACUGUUUGGUUUGUGGUUUGGUACAUGUCUGGAGAACCACCUUAAGCCAAAGCUACCCUCUCAUUCGAGUGUAAGCUGUGUAUUAUAUGUAUUGAUGUAGAAUUUGAGAAGUGAGCUACACCAGAAACUAGAGAACAGACUCGUGUACUAUGCUGCAGUUUCGUGUGUAUCUAUAAUGCCGCCAAAAUAAGACAGUCAAAAUGAUUAUAAAAUGUAAUCAUUAAACUCAAUUAAAAUUUCCAUGCAAAACCC